Molecule: messenger RNA, 1620 nt
Organism: Alternaria hordeiaustralica
Lineage: Eukaryota; Fungi; Ascomycota; Dothideomycetes; Pleosporales; Pleosporaceae
Exons: 7
Coding region: 1-1620 (539 amino acids)
Source: RefSeq, a predicted model, not a curated record
AUGGCCUCCACAACGGCCCCAGUCGUCCCUACGGACUCUCGCAAGAUCGUAAUCAAGGGUCUAGAGAAGGCCCAAGAUACCGGACAGGUCGACCAGAGAGGAGAUGGAGAUGAGUACCUGGAGACACCAACGUUCUCCAUGAUCAUGCACGAAGAGGAGCCGUUGAGUGAGCUUUGGAAUCUGGUUGAAAAUUUGGGCUUCCGUAAGCCUGCUCUUGUAACGAUAGACGACAUAAGCCAUCGCGAAAAUGACCCCAGACGUAUCGUCAGCACCCACGACGAAGUCGUCGUAGUCGCGGACGACCAGACGUCCACCAACAACACAAUCAGAAUGACAGAGUCACUAGUCUCGCAUGCCAACGCUCACCACGGCCAUACAAUUGACUUCAACAUUACUCCGACGCUCUCUUCAAAACGCGCGGUCGAAGUCAGUGGAGGGUUUUACCUAUCCUUGGAGCGGACUCCGAGGAUGCCCGACGAUAACAAGCUGCAUCAACUACCAGAAUCACUGGAAAGUUACGACUUGUUCAGCGUAGACGCGUAUUCGGACCGUUUACCAGGCAGCAUCAAAGACCGCGGCGGGGUGUUCUUUCCCAUGUGGCAGCGGGAGGCAAUGUGGAUCAGCUUUACGCCGACAAAACACAAGUGUGCCGUCCGCGUCUUCAUGGGCCAUGUCAACACUGUUUCCGGUCUCACAAUGGAAGAAACAGCUCACCAGAAAAAUGAAGGGGUUGAACAGGACUACAUCGUCAUACCAGGUCAGCGGUGGCUGGAUGGUAUCUGUGUAGCACCUGGUGUUGUUCGUCAGUUUGUCGCUAUGCCACUCGGCUCCGGCUACACUGUCGAAGGACAGAAAACUUCAAGGGAGGAGCACGGAGGACUUCAACUCGAAAUUACACCCGAAUCCCUCCCCAACCUGCGUUUGUGGUCAGAGAGCAAAAAUGAAUACAUUCUAACACAAGGUCCCGGUCCUCGUGUUAAUCUCUCGGAGAAGAAGACCCCUGAAGAGCUGGGGUGUAAGCCGGUCUGUAGGGAUAUUGAGAUGAAGGAUGGCGGGGACGAAGAUGAUGCAUACCUCGCCCCAGAAACUAGAGUCAUGGAAACGAAAAACAUCAAAGCCAUGGGUCUGGCUGCAGGCGGAAAGCUGACUCCACCAAAUACCGACGUGAAGGCUUACACCGAGGCUGGAGGCCAAUAUUUCGUCGUCGAGGAGAAGGUAGACGAACGCCUUGAUGGCGGUGAUUUCGACAACGUAAAGAGCGUCAGCCAAAUGGAUCAACACAUCGGCAUCAGCACUGAACCAGAGUUCGACCCAACGAAACCGAAGAUGUGUACGACGUGCGAACUACGACUGUGUGAUUGCAUCGUCCGUCCCUGCGACCACCAAUUCUGCAACAUCUGCAUUAGGCGCAUCGAGCAGAGCACCGACGAAGAUGGCGACUCAGGCCGUAGCAACUGGAAGUGUCCGACAUGCGAUAGUGCUGUUUCGCACGUAGCAGGCUUUUCAGCGCCGAUGAAUCUUCCAGGCGAAGAGCCGCUGCGCGUCAAGGUACCAGUCAAUGUGCUCAAAAUUGAGGAUGGGAGGGUGAGAUUUACGAGUGUGCAGAGGAGUAGGGUUUAG